This is a messenger RNA of Blastocystis hominis, 1446 nucleotides long. RefSeq lists its product as hypothetical. The transcript has 5 exons. Gene Ontology annotation, cellular component: GATOR1 complex. Gene Ontology annotation, biological process: TORC1 signaling; positive regulation of autophagy; negative regulation of TORC1 signaling. The record is from RefSeq and is a predicted model, not a curated record. Lineage: Eukaryota; Bigyra; Opalinata; Blastocystidae. The coding region runs from base 1 to 1446 and encodes 481 amino acids.
AUGAAGUCCUUCGAGGAUUGUACUACAUACGUCUUUCCUUUUCGGCCCUCUAAUUUGCAGCUCUCCCAGUGUCUACUCAGGGAAGAGGUCCGUUCUGGUUAUCUGACCAAGGAGAAAAACAUUCUGUGUAACGUGCUCAACGAGAACAAAGGAGUGAAGCAUCGAAAGGAAUGUGCUCCCGAGCAAUACGUUUUGAACAAACAACUGGAGGUUUCGCAACUGGCUCGCGAACUCUCUCAGUUCUACCACGAGAUGAAUCGCUUCCACUACUGCUCGCUGACCAUCAACAACACGAUCCCCUUUCGCUUCACGCUCCCCAGUCGACACAAGCCCAAAUCGACCAUCCAGUUCUACACAUCGACAGAGCCGAUCACGAAAGAGACGAUCGAGCUGUACAAUUCCAUCCUGCUCUUCUAUCCUCCCCACUUUUACACACAAGCGGCCAAAGAAUCCGAAAGCUCCUUCCUCGCGAAAUUCGUCGCGCUCGCUUCUCCGUUUCUCUCGUUCGAAGCGAUGAGUGUCGAGCUCGACGUUCCCAUCGAGAAAAUCUUCGAAGUGGCGCUCAAUCUGCAAGAAGCCAACAUGGCCACCAUUAUCAUUUGCAUUACACAUCGCACGUGUUUCACAGUCGCUCCAAACCUUCCCACCGAGCACCUUUCAGCACGAAACAAUGAAUUCAAAGCGAGAUUUGGCGAGCUUGGCUCGCUUCUUCACAUUCUCGCGAUCUUUAGCAACGCGCCCAGUUUGAAAGCCGUGUUUCCGCACUUUAAGCUUGCUUACACACCCUACACCUCCGCAUCUGCGGAAGAAUUGCAGAUCUACAACGCGAUCCUCUAUCUCAUGCAGAAGCGAUUCAUCGUUCCUGUCGCUGUGCAUUGCCAGUACAGAGAGUUCCCUCCCAGCUCCAAACUCCACAAAACACGCGAUGAAGAAGACACCCACGAUGAGGAUGAAUACACCAACACUCACUACAAGUACUGCGUCAGCAGCCAGACCUUGAGCAGCGUCUCCACCGCCCCUUCGUACGCCGAUUCCCAGCUGAUUCGCGGGGAAAAUCCCGAUUUUCUCUCCAUUCCGAAGUCCUUGCGGAACACAACGUAUUAUCCGCUGCUUUUCCGCUGUCACGAAAGCUUCCUAGAGAUUCCCGAGUCGUUGAGCGCGGCCACCAUCUCUGCAGAAGGCAUGGGGGACCGUUCCAGAGAGCAUUUGGCGCGGCUAAUCAAAGAAGGAUCGCCGAAUCCUGGACUUGGAAUCUACAAACCGCUGGGAGAAACGAAGGUCGUGUAUCAUAAGGAAUUGCUGGAGAAAUGCAAGCCACUGAUGAAAGAUCAUUAUUGCGUGGAGGAAAUCUGCUAUAAACUGGCAAUUCCAGAAUGUACGUUUUGGGAUAUGGUUCGGGAGGAUCCAAAGCAUUUUUAUGUGUAUUAUGUGGUUAGUAAUCUGUGA